AUGGGAGACAAUGGCUCUCAGAGGGGCUCCUGGGGUGGCCCCUCGUCCACUGGGGUGGCCCCUCCCCCGCUGUUCCUCUCCCAGCUCUCCCCCUCUGCAGACUUCGCCGUCGCUGCCUUCCUCACCUUCACAGUUGUCGCAUCAGUACUGGGUAACGGCGUGGCGUUGUUAGUCUACUGCAGGAGACGGAAGAAGCUCAGACCUCCAGAGCUCAUGACCAUCAACCUGGCCCUCUGCGAUUUUGGUUUCAGCUUCUUGGGAGGGCCAUUUUCUAUCAUUUCCAGCCUGUGUCAUGCCUGGGUGUUUGGGGAGACGGGGUGCCUUUGGUACGGCAUUCAGGGCUUUGUGUUUGGCAUCGGCUCUCUGCUCACCACCUGCCUCAUCUCUCUGGACCGAUGCCUGAAGAUCUGCUGCUUAAGAUACGGUCAAUGGAUUGAGAGACGCCAUGUGUCUCUGUCCAUAGUGCUGAUGUGGGGUUACACAUUGUUCUGGGCCUUGCUGCCUGCUUUUGGCUUUGGAAGUUAUGGACCAGAACCUUAUGGGACCAGCUGUACCAUCAACUGGUGGAGCAUGAGGUCGUCUCUGAAUGACCGAAUCUAUAUUUUCCUCAUCAUGAUAUUAUGCUUUGGAUUUCCUACACUCACCAUCGUCGCUUCAUAUUUGGCCAUCCUUCUGACGGUCUUCAGAUCUAAUCGAACUCUGGCGUCUAUACCGUCCUCUUCUGUCAGUCACACUGGCAAAGACCUGAGACUUACAAAGAUAGCUGCUGUGGUGUGCACCACCUUCUUGCUGGCCUGGAUGCCGUAUGUUGCUGUGUCUCUGGUCUCUGCACUCAUUCCCAGAGAUGAUCGAGAGGCACCUUUACAGACUGUGGUGGAGGAGUCAACGGAUAUGGCCUCGAGCUCUCCAAGUGCUCCAAGGAGCCUUAAUAUCCCCUCAUUGCUGAACUUGACCGCUGCAGAAUAUUACAGACAAAUCUACAACAGCCACGAGAACACGUGGAGCAAUGUGAACAACAUGAAUUCAGCCUCCAUCCCCGGCCUGAGUGACACCACAUUCAGGUCCAAAGAAGCUGAACCAAGGACCGGGAGCCCCCAGUCGUUCUCCUGUCUCCCACCUGUAGUCACCUUGAUCCCUGCCAUAUUUGCCAAGUCCCACUGCAUGAUCAACCCUUUAAUCUACCAGAUCAUGAACAAGGAGUUCAGGGAUGAGGUCUACGCGAUGGUGUUUGGCCAAGAGAAGGCAGAGAGGAGGCGAAUGCAGGCCAGGAAGGAAAGCUUAUGUGAAAGGAGCAUCAGCCUCUCCUACUGCCAGAGCUGGAGGAGUAAAAGGAGCCCGACCUGUGGAAAGAAAAAAACAGAAAUCUGA
Molecule: messenger RNA, 1368 nt
Organism: Cyclopterus lumpus (lumpfish)
Lineage: Eukaryota; Metazoa; Chordata; Actinopteri; Perciformes; Cyclopteridae
Gene: opn9
Product: opsin 9
Exons: 8
Coding region: 1-1368 (455 amino acids)
Biological process (GO): G protein-coupled receptor signaling pathway
Cellular component (GO): membrane
Molecular function (GO): G protein-coupled receptor activity
Source: RefSeq, a predicted model, not a curated record